Molecule: messenger RNA, 1263 nt
Organism: Annulohypoxylon maeteangense
Lineage: Eukaryota; Fungi; Ascomycota; Sordariomycetes; Xylariales; Hypoxylaceae
Product: SET domain-containing protein
Exons: 3
Coding region: 1-1263 (420 amino acids)
Molecular function (GO): protein binding
Source: RefSeq, a predicted model, not a curated record
AUGUCUUGUUUCAUGCUGGUUCUCCAGCUCACCUUAGUGCUAGCUAGCUCCUCCCAGUCCCAUCAAAAACAGCAAACAUGUAUAAUUCCUAACCCCUUUCUUCCACUUCAGCCAGACAGCUGCAUACCUACGCAGACUAUUCCCUUGGAACGUCCGAGGUCGACGUAUCGAACUGUGUCGCCAGUAAAGAAGUGGAAGUCAACUGGCCUUUGUCGUGGAGUCCGAGCUGACAAAUUUUGUGUGUUUACUCAUGCAUCCUUCAACAAUGGCGAAGGGGUUUCUGUAAUCACGACUGGAAACAGCAUCUCAACAAUUGCAACUCGACCGGCUUUCAAGGAUGAGAAUGGAGGAGCAGUGCCAAGCUCGACCGUCCCCUACCAGGAGGUCGAAAUUGAAGGCAAAGGUAUUGGUUUAGUUGCAACAAGAAUGAUUAGAGCGGGAGAACUCAUAAUGGCACUCACGCCUGGCAUUAUGGUGAAUGAAAACGCCAUCCAAAAGUUAGGGAGGAAAACCGUAUCAGAAUUGCUCAUUGGUGCAGUUGAUGAGUUGCCCUCUCAACAUAAGGAAAGCUUGCUCAACCUAUCGACACAUAGUGCCGCAAGCGAUUAUGGCGACAAGAUUUAUAGAAUUUUGCAGACCAACUCGUUCCGGACCGGCUACCACGAUGGAGACAAUCCAUUUUAUUCUUUAUUUACCGAAGUAUCGCGGCUCAAUCAUGAUUGCCGACCGAAUUGCGCUUAUUACUUCGACCAUCUCGACUUCCACCAGAAGGUGAUCGCUGUGCGGGAUAUCAUGGCUGGGGAAGAGCUUACAAUAGCCUACUACGACCCUAUUCAGAUCCAAUCUGUAAGACAGGAAAAGUUGCACAAGGAAUGGGGAUUUCGCUGCGCAUGUAAGCGUUGCACGGCGGACGCAUCAUCAAUAGCCGAGUCAGACUCAAGGGUUGAGCAGAUAAUCGUACUUCGGAAAGAAUUAGAUGACCAUUCGGCAACAUCAAAAGCGUCGCCAGAAAAGGCAGAGCUUCUUGUGUCGCUAUACGAAGAAGAGGGCAUUCUAACCCGCGUAAACGAAGCAUACUACAGGGCGGCGAUCGAAUAUAUAGGGGUGGGCGAUAUCGAAAAUGCUGAGAAAUAUGCUAGACUAUGCAUUGAUCAUGGCCGAAAAUUUAUAGGGUCUGAUCGUCCACUCGUCGAAGAUAUGCAGGAACUCAUCGCGAAUCCAACGGGGUAUUCAAAAUGGAAGUUUCGUUUAAAAAGCGGUUAA